AUGGCUUCAGAUGCUGCUUCUCAUGUCACUGUCGGGGCUCUCAGUGCCAUUUUCGAUGACACAAAAGGUGAAGUUCGAGAGCCCAUCGUCCAAUGCGUUCAGGUCAAACCUCUACCGCCCCAACCAAACAAUCAAGAACGAUACCGAGCUGUUUUCAGCGAUAUUGCCAACUAUGUUCAGACCAUGCUUGCCACCCCAGAAGCAAAUCACGUGGUGACCGAUGGUUCCUUACGGAAGGGCUGUUUUGUCCGACUUAAAAACUUCCAAGCAAACUCAGUCAAGGGCAAAAAGAUUUUGAUUGUUUUGGAUCUCGAGGUCCUGGCAGAUCUGGGUGAAGCAGAGAAAAUUGGCGAGCCCAAACCUUUAGAAGCUAAGGGUGAAGAAGAGGAGAAGACCCUACCGACCACCAUCUCUAGCAAUGGAUUUUACGGCUCCAAAUUACAAGGCGGCCCACCACAACAACCUACCCAGGCCCCAGCUAUACGGGGGACCUCUGCAUCUGCCCAUGCUACGAUUUACCCAAUUGAGGCUAUCUCUCCAUACUCGAACAAGUGGACUAUCAAAGCUCGCUGCACUAGCAAAUCUCCUAUCAAGACCUGGCACAACAAGAAUGGCGAGGGCAAGCUUUUCAGUGUGAACCUGUUGGACGAUAGUGGCGAAAUUCGUGCAACUGGAUUCACAGAGCAAUGCGAAAUGCUGUAUGAUAUUUUCCAAGAAGGCAGUGUCUAUUACAUUUCAAGUCCCUGCCGCGUCCAAAUUGCCAAGAAACAAUUCAGCAAUCUCAGCAAUGAUUAUGAGCUGACCUUUGAACGUGACACUCUAGUUGAGAAAGCAGAGGACCAGAAUGAUGUACCUCAAAUCCGCUUCAACUUUACUACCAUCGGGGAUCUUCAGUCCGUGGAGAAGGAUACAACAACAGACGUCAUUGGUAUUCUUAAGGACGUUGGCGAGACAUCUCAGAUUGUGUCGAAGGGUACUCAAAAACCCUAUGACAAAAGAGAACUCGGCCUGGUUGAUAACUCCGGUUUCUCGGUUCGCUUAACCAUCUGGGGAGCGACUGCCGUCAAUUUCAACGUGCCCCCCGAAUCUGUAGUUGCUUUUAAGGGAGUAAAGGUCUCAGAUUUUGGAGGGCGAAGCUUGAGUCUGUUGAGCUCUGGCACGAUGGCUGUGGACCCUGAUAUUGGGGAAGCUUACCGGCUCAAGGGCUGGUACGAUGCGCAAGGUCGGACCGAAGUUUUCAACUCUCAUGCAUCAGUCUCAAAUGCAACCAACUCCAGCAUGAAGCCUGACCAGUUUAAGACUGUUGCACAGGUUCGCGAGGAACAACUGGGCAUGUCGGAUCAAGUAGACUUCUUUUCCAUGAAGGGUACUGUGGUUUACAUUAGACAGGAUGCUACUUGGUGCUAUCCUGCCUGUCUUUCCGAGGGAUGUAAUAAAAAGGUGACUAUGAUGGAUGAAGGUCAAUGGCGCUGUGAAAAAUGUGACAAGUCCCACCCCAAGCCAGAGUAUCGCUAUAUCAUGCCUGUGAGUGUGAGCGACCACACCGGUCAACUUUGGCUCAGCUGCUUUGAUGAUACGGGUCGUCUGCUUAUGGGGACAACGGCCGAUAAUCUAAUGCAACUCCGCGAGGAUGAUCCCACCGCGUUUGGCGAAGUAUUUCAAGAAGCCAAUUGUCAAACCUGGGAUUUCCGAUGCAGAGCCAAACUCGAUACCUUUGGUGAACAGCAACGGGUACGGUACCAGGUCUCAUCUGCCAAAGCCAUCAACUAUUCUGAAGAGGCUUCUCGCUUGGCUAAAAUCAUCAGUUCUUACAAUCUCAAUUAA
Messenger RNA from Penicillium angulare, 1824 nucleotides. RefSeq names its product replication factor A subunit protein RFA1. The record is from RefSeq and is a predicted model, not a curated record. The transcript is spliced from 6 exons. Gene Ontology annotation, biological process: meiotic cell cycle; double-strand break repair via homologous recombination; DNA replication. Lineage: Eukaryota; Fungi; Ascomycota; Eurotiomycetes; Eurotiales; Aspergillaceae. Gene Ontology annotation, molecular function: single-stranded telomeric DNA binding; damaged DNA binding. Bases 1 to 1824 code for a protein of 607 amino acids. Gene Ontology annotation, cellular component: nucleus; DNA replication factor A complex.